Molecule: messenger RNA, 2947 nt
Organism: Nymphaea colorata (pocket water lily)
Lineage: Eukaryota; Viridiplantae; Streptophyta; Magnoliopsida; Nymphaeales; Nymphaeaceae
Product: probable glycosyltransferase At3g07620
Exons: 6
Coding region: 392-2215 (607 amino acids)
Molecular function (GO): glycosyltransferase activity
Source: RefSeq, a predicted model, not a curated record
CCCCUCCGAUUGUGAGCUGGCCCCCACAUUCCUCCUCCUUUUCGUUUUAUUUAUUUUCCACCGUUAGCUUUCAACUUCUACAUUUACUUCGUUCCAUCUAAGUUUUUUGGUGGACUUCAACUUUCUUUUUUUUCACGAUUUAAUUCCGAGGUCGGUGUUCUUUCCUGUGUUUUUUCUCUCGAGCAAGCAGAAGAUCGCUAGAGGGAUCCCCGGUGAUCGGUCUUUCUUCUUUUUAGCUCUCCAUUUCUUGAUCUGCUUAACUUUUCUAGAUCUCUAAGCUUCAGAUUCUACGUGUUGUCUGCUAAAGAGAUGAAAAUUACGGAUCAAGUGGUGAGGGAAGUGCUGCAAGGUUCCUGCGAUGAGGUAGGCAAAAUCUCACCCUGAUGUAAAAAUGGAGUUUCAUCCAAUGCAUUGGAGAUUUGAGACAAAGAAAAUAAUCUUAGUCAUAGCAAUUGUGACUACUGCUGGUGCCGUACUUCAGACUUGUUCACUUCCUCAUCCAGCAGCAUUUCGGCCUCUGUUCUCUGUAAUUACAGUUACUACAUUUGAGACUCCAAACAACACAACACGGAAGAGUGGAACUGUGCCUUCUAAUGUUAGAGAUGAACAACUGCCUGCAGUAUCGUUUCCAGUGAACCAGCCUGCAGACCAGGCCACACGGGUAGCACCUCAGGCAAUUACUUUGUUCAAUUCCACUAUAUCUAACACAACAAGUGUUACAAGCCCCAAUACGCCACCAAGCGAUGAUGGUCUUAGAGUGUCAGAUUUUGCUGAACCUGUUUCAGAAAUUGUUUAUGAGAAUAACGGUACUGCUAAAAAUUCCAGUAAACAGGAAGCUUCUGGCUCUUCGUUGGCACAAAAUAUUCUGGAAGGUUCAAGGAUGUCCAAUUCACGCUCCAAUUUCAUUCCAAUAGGUGCAAAUAGGAAUAAAACAAUCCGUCCGAAGAAUGACAUACCAAAGUCGAAGCUGAAAGCACCUACAGCGUUGUCUUUUCCUAAACGUACUCGGGCAGAUUCUCGUACAAAGAAUGAAGUGGGAUUUAUGCCCCCAGAUCAGGCUCUUCUAUAUGCCAAGCACGAGAUUCAAAAUGCCCCUAUAGUUACAGAUGAUCCUGAUCUGCACCCACCAAUAUUCCGAAAUGUUUCAACCUUCAAAAGGUCCAUUCCAAAUACUCAGCAUUUUAAACAGAGCUAUGAGCUCAUGGAAAAGAUACUUAAAGUUUACAUAUACCCAGAUGGAGAGAGACCAAUUUUCCAUACACCAGAGCUGAAAGGAAUUUAUGCAUCUGAAGGAUGGUUUAUGAAAUUGAUGGAGGAGAACAGACAAUUCGUAGUGAAGGACCCAGAGAAGGCACACUUGUUUUACUUACCUUAUGGCUCUCAUCAGUUAGAGCUAGCUUUGUAUGUUCCUAAUUCGCACAAUAUGCGCCCACUUUCUAUCUAUCUGAGGGACUAUGUGAAUACAAUUGCAUCAAAGUACCGGUUCUGGAAUCGAACAAGAGGAGCAGAUCACUUUCUUGUCGCUUGCCAUGACUGGGGUCCAUACACUACGAAGGAACACGAAGAACUUUGUCAUAACACCAUAAAGGCCCUUUGCAACGCCGAUCUGUCAGAAGGGUUUUUCGUUCGUGGGAAAGAUGUCUCACUCCCGGAAACCACUAUCCGCACUCCAAAGAGACCCCUCAGAUACCUUGGUGGAAGACCUGUAUCCCAGCGGUCAAUCCUUGCUUUCUUUGCAGGAAACAUGCAUGGACGAGUACGGCCAGUACUUCUAAAGUAUUGGUCUGAUAAAGAUGAAGACAUGAAAAUCUAUGGACCUCUACCAAAUCGAGUUUCUAGACAGAUGUCCUAUGUUCAGCAUAUGAAAUCAAGCAAGUUUUGUAUUUGCCCUAUGGGUUAUGAGGUUAACAGCCCAAGGAUAGUUGAGGCAAUUUACAAUGAGUGUGUUCCUGUGAUAAUAGCAGACAAUUUUGUGCUACCUUUUGAUGACAUUUUAAAUUGGAGUGAAUUUUCAGUGGUUGUGGCAGAGAAGGACAUACCCAAGUUGAAGGAUAUUCUUAUGGCUAUUCCUCUUAGGAGGUACAUUGCUCUGCAGAAGAAUGUUAAGCAAGUGCAAAAACAUUUCUUAUGGCACAGCAAACCUGUCAAAUAUGACAUCUUCCACAUGAUUUUGCAUUCUGUAUGGUUCAACAGAUUGAACCAAAUUCAAUCUUGAUUACCCUUUCACAGUGUCCAUCUUUCAGUUUGAUAGUUCUUCAGAGUGGAAGAGGACUAUCGUUACACAUCUUGGAUCGCAGAAUUAGCUGACGAAUAUGGAGGUUGUACAGGGGAAUCAUACUUGACAGGGGCGUGGAGUCUACAGGCUUCCUCUUUACUUUAAGGCCUGGUGGCCAUGCUUUAUGUGAUGACAAGAUCAUGGUAGAUGGAAGUGAGAUCAGGGCCUGGUGUUUCAGGUACAAAAUGCCGUGAUCCAUAGUCACUGGCUGAGUUGUCAUUCUGUUGCUCAUGUUACACCAACAAGGAAGUCUGUCGGCCUGGUGGUUUUGCACACCAGGUCAGCUGCAUCUGACCUGGUCUAUAGUCAUGAGACGGCCAGGUAAAUCAUUCCAACUUCCUGUUAUUUUGUACAAAAGGAAAAAAAUUUGAUAUAAAUUAUAAUCCAGUUUUUCAUUGUGUCCUCACAAGCUUCCAUGUUCUCACUUUAUGGUCGAUGAGGGUGAUCAUCCAGAGAAUUUAUUUCAACACUAUGAACACAUCGGCGAGGUAAUGGUUGGAACAACUCCCUUUAUCUCCCCUUAUGUAUGCUCGUAAGAGAUAAACAGUUUCUUUUGAGCAUUCGCGGCAGAGAUAAGGAGUUAUUUGACUGUUCCAUAAUUGGUUGGUUGUAUAUGUGUUUGUGUGUACAAAUUCUUAGAACUCAGUUCAAAGAUAUAGACCCUUUCAGUAA